Penicillium verhagenii is the source of this 1629-nucleotide messenger RNA. Its product is annotated as DUF5102 domain-containing protein. The transcript has 3 exons. The record is from RefSeq and is a predicted model, not a curated record. The coding region runs from base 1 to 1629 and encodes 542 amino acids. Lineage: Eukaryota; Fungi; Ascomycota; Eurotiomycetes; Eurotiales; Aspergillaceae.
AUGUCGGAGGCAUCACCCGAUCCAGCCACGCACCUAGAACCUCCUACCAAGACCACCGAGCUGGAGGACCCAGGAGCUGAGGAUAUUGCUUCCAGCAGUGACGAGGAUCAUUUCUCAGAUGCCAGUGAAGGCCAAGCCCAUUCAAAACCAAUCCCACAAUCUGGCAACACUUCCCCUGUCCCGUCCACACGAGUAGAGCGGGUCGACAGCAGUGCCCAGCAUGGUGAAAUACCUGGCACCGAAGCGUACGAAAAGCGAACUCAAGAUGCAGUUCCCGACGAGAUUGAAGUCAUUCCAGAAGAUAUACAGAGCGAGGACCAAGCUACGACAGGGUCGCAUGACCAACCUAUAGCCCCCGACAGCCCACCUAUUCCACACACAGUAGUGGAAAAGGUAGACCCUGACGAGCCAAGCUAUGGGGAAAUUCCAGGAACCGAGGCGCAUGAAAAGCGCCAGGCUGAUGCUGUGCCUGAUAUAGUGAAGAAAGCUCCCGAAUCUGAGGAUGAAGCUUCUCCGUCGCCGCAUGAUGAAGCUUCAGACACUGAUUCCACAUCUCGACCAAUUCCCGAGACACUCGUUUCCAAAGUGGACACAUUGUCCUUAGAAGAUGAAUUACCAUCGGGACCACAGGCCCAUCAAGGAUCAAUCAGUGAUGCAGAGCCCGACAUGGUGGAAGUAAUUCCAGACACUCCAGAACCUACGUCACAGGAUGGCGCCGAAGAGGAGGAGGUCAUUGAAGCCGAUGCCGGAGACGACGACUUUGGAGACGACUUUGACGAAUUUGUCGACGAGCAAGAAGACAUGGGAGACGACGAUUUCGGAGACUUUGACGACGGCUUCCAAGAACCCAGCGCGGACAUUGUUGAGGGUGGAACAGCCACCCCUCCACAGCCUCCCGCACCAGCUGUUCCUCCUCUCACAGACUUUAGCGUUUUCAAAUCCACAUCCGAACUACUCUCAUCCCUCCAAGGAACCCUCGACAACCUCCUCCCCGCAUCUCAAGACCUCAGCUCCCUCCCCCCAGUUGAACCCAUCCCCGACCCCACCGCCAUCUUCAGCACAGAGCGCUCCCUCUCCCUCUGGUCCCAGCUCGUAGCCCCGCCCCCACUCCAACCGCAAAACUGGGUGAAAUCCCGCAUCCGCAGACUCUUCCUCGUCUCCCUCGGUGUCCCCGUCGACCUAGACGAGAUUCUCCCCGCCUCAAAACAGAAAAAGCUCAUCCUUCCCUCCAUUGAUUUUGAGUCCGGCGCAAAUACCCCCGCCGCACGCUCACGCAGUCAAGCCCGCAAAGAGGGCGAGGGCGAUGGUUCCCCAAAUGAUACCCAGCCUGGCUCCGAGGGGCAGGCCCCUUCUUCUCGUGUCAAAAAUGCCCGGCGUGGCGCGGCGCCGCCGCCCCAGUUGGAUCUCUCGGCUGUGCGGCGCUUGUGUGCUACUACUGAUGCCGCUUUGGAUGGAUUAACGGAUACCGAGCUCAAGGAUCAUGCUCAAGAGUUGGAGACUAAUGCUUUGCGGGCUAGUGAGGUCUUGGAGUAUUGGCUCAAGAGACGUGAUGGUCUUGUUGGUGAGAAGGAAGCCUUUGAGGGCGUCAUUGAGAACCUCGUUAGUCAUGUUCGGAGAGUGAGGAAAUAG